Molecule: messenger RNA, 1194 nt
Organism: Prorocentrum cordatum
Lineage: Eukaryota; Dinophyceae; Prorocentrales; Prorocentraceae
Source: the annotation of a GenBank genome assembly
AUGUGGCUGGCGCCCUUCGUGAAGCCCGAGAGGGCGGCCUCCGGCAGGGGCUCCGAGGCCGCCGUGACGGGGAACAUCAUCAAGAUAGACUUGGAGACUAGGAUCCCGGGAGGUCGCGGGCUUCCACAUCUGGAACUACAACAAGAGUCCCGAGGAUCGGAGGAGGACGCGGUUCGUGGCGUCAAGGAGUUUUCUGUUUAUUGCGACGACAGGUACGUCGCCGCUUUCCUGUGUCGAAAGGCUCCAGGCCACGUCAAUUUCGACUUCAAGCAGGUGGUGCUUCUGGACCAGCCGCCGUGCGAUGCCGUGCGCCGCCCGGGCGCGCUGCCGCCUGCCCCGCGGGUGCCCUCCCGGGGACGCGGCGGGCGGCCGCCCACGGGGACCCCCGACCGCAUCUGGCGCUGGCGCGCGCGAGCGCUCCUCCUCCAGGACCUGGGGACCGCGCCCGCGCGCCCUCGCAAGAGCGGCCGCGCUCCCGCGGGGCGCCGGCGACCGCCAGCGCUGGCGCCGGCGCGGCGGCCGGCAGGGCGCAGCAGCAGGACCUACGAGACCCCGCUGCACCCGUGCGGCUUCGUCUUCAAGCUGCUGCUGCUCGACACGUGGUCGGACGUGCAUUACGUCGGCCUCGACGGCGUGGAGCUUUACGAUCUCGAGGGCCGGCCGCUGCGGCCUAAGCGCGUGCACUCGAGCCGCGGGAGCGUCAGGGACCUGCCGGGCAUGGAGAACGACUCGCGCACGGAGGAGUCGCUGCUGCACGGCGCGCCGGGCACUUCGGGCCGCAUGUGGCUGGCGCCGUUCGCGCGGCACCCACCCAACUCGGUGGAGCUCGUCUUUGAUGAGCCGACGCAGAUCUCGGCAGUGCACAUCUGGAACUACACCAGGACGACCCCCUCUCGAGGGGUGCGCGAUGUGGAGAUCUACGUCGACGACCUGCUCAUCUAUCAGGGCAUCCUGCGCCAGCGCACCCCUGGCGGCGACGCCGCUGGGCGUGCGGCGGCCGGGCGCUGCGGCGAGGCCGUGCUCUUCACCGCGCUCCCAGAGAUCGUGGAGCGCGAGAAGCCCUUCGUCUACCUGCCCAGCGCCGACGAGCUAGUGGCGUUCUUCGACGAGCGCGGCCGCCUGGACCAGGGCGGCGGCUGCCCGGGGGACGCCCUGCUGGUGCGGCCCAUGACCGCCGUGACGCGCGCGCCCUGA